Molecule: messenger RNA, 1176 nt
Organism: Cyprinus carpio (common carp)
Lineage: Eukaryota; Metazoa; Chordata; Actinopteri; Cypriniformes; Cyprinidae
Exons: 3
Coding region: 1-1161 (386 amino acids)
Source: RefSeq, a predicted model, not a curated record
AUGUCGACUGUUUUAGAGGACGUGAUCCACCCAGAUCAAGCUUGUGCUGUGCCCGGAAGAAAGAUAACAGACAGCCUAGUGCUGAUUAGAGACACCAUCUGUUACGAAAUUCCUGAUGGACCUAGAGAGGGCGGUGUUUUAUUUCCUGUGGGGGUCCAAGUGGGAAAGAUUGAAGAGGGAGGUGGUCAAAAGAGACCGGAAAACGGCGGAAAAGGCCUCCCAGACCCCCACCUGUUUUUAGGCAGCCGCUUCACCGCCCUGCACAUAAAAUAUGCUGUGACCCCAUCCAACGAUAACAAGACGGCAGCCAUGACACGAUUUUGGAUGGGGUCUUAUCUAAGGACUCUUAAGAUUUUACCCGUAGACUUGAAAACACCAGUGUCUUUUAACCUGUCCAAAGAACAUAGUUUUAUAAAAAAGUUUUUAAAGAAAUACCUUUUAGAACAGCAAGAUGUCACCAUUUUAACUAACCACAAGCAUCUCGUCUCUCUUGUGCAGGACCGGGAACCGGUGAGUCCAAUUCCGGGCCUCACACUAAGUGAGGCCAAACAAGUUUGGCGGAAUGCGGCUCACCCCGCUCUCCAGAACAGGCACAAGGACUUAUCGUGGAUGGUGGCUCAUGAGAUCCUCCCGGUCAGGGCGGUUAUGCACUCCAGAGGCAUGGCCAAAAACCCCAUCUGCCCUCGGUCCGGUUGUAAUUCCCCGGAGACCGUCUACCACCUGCUCUGGGAGUGCAGCGCUGCGCGGGACCUGUGGGCCAGAACCUGCCCCCUGUAUUUCCCGUGCCUACCAGCGGGUGGGGCCCAUUUCGGGUACCAGCUCGCCAUCCUUGGGGUGGGCCGGGGCUUGAAGGACUUGUCGGCACAGGAAUUUACCUCGCUCUGGCUCACCCUCAACGUCAUCAAGGAUGCCAUCUGGGCCACCAGAAACCUGCUGGUGGGGAAGCGCGUUACGGUAACCCUCCAUGCAUGCGAGCUAAAGGUAACAUCAAUGCUGCAGGGGUACCGGACGACGAUAUUCGGACGGGGGGGCCGGGGUCGCACGGAGAGGGUCCCGGCCGCCAAACAGCCCUGGCCGCCCGUAGAUGCACCCUCACCAAUCUGGCUACGGGAACAGCGGGCCAGCGGGCCGGAGGAGAGGGGAUCUCCGCUGAGCCCAUAAAGAAGCAUCUUACGU